Boleophthalmus pectinirostris (great blue-spotted mudskipper) is the source of this 1432-nucleotide messenger RNA. RefSeq names its product peripheral myelin protein 22a (gene pmp22a). Lineage: Eukaryota; Metazoa; Chordata; Actinopteri; Gobiiformes; Gobiidae. Gene Ontology annotation, cellular component: plasma membrane. The record is from RefSeq and is a predicted model, not a curated record. The transcript has 5 exons. The coding region runs from base 164 to 631 and encodes 155 amino acids.
GCGGAGACAACGGCAGACUGGGGUGUGUGAGCCACAUCUGGAAUAGUAGCUACAGAGAAACAGUCCAGAGGAGCACAACUUUCUGAGACUUUCUGCAACUCUUUACUGCAACACUCAUUUUCCAAGGAACCAAAUCUCCUGCUUUGCUUUUAUCUGCUUCAAAAUGAUGCUCAUUCUGCUUGGCGUGCUUAUCCUGCACCUCAUCAUUCUUAUUCUCCUUAUAGUGUCGACAGCAGCCAGUGCAUGGCAAAUCGGGGGUGGUUCCAGCAAGGAUCUGUGGUACUCCUGCCAGGCAACCAAUGGAGGGGUCCACUGCAGACCAGCCAGCAACGACGAUUGGAUCCAGGCGGUACAGGCCCUCAUGAUCCUGGCUGUUCUCUUUUGCUUUUUUUCCCUCAUCGCAUUCCUCUAUCAGCUCUUCAAAAUGGUCAAGGGUGGACGGUUCUACUUCACCGCCAUUUUUCAGAUUUUGGCCAGUCUUUUCGUGAUGUGUGCGGCCAUCAUCUACACUGCAAUGAAACCAGAUGAUCAGAACAUGACCUAUGGUUAUGCCUAUGUCCUGGCCUGGGUGGCAUUCCCCCUGUCGCUGGUCAGCGGGCUCAUUUAUAUUGUCCUGAGGAAGAAAGAAUGAGAGGAGCAGCGAGGGAGGAGGAGCGGAGCAGGGGGAGCUUGGGGACCCCUUUAGCAGAACAUCGCACUGUGCCUACUGCCCACAGACCUUAGACUUACAGACAUCGCCAAAAUUCAAGUGGAUAAGUCACUAACAAUUGUACAUAAGUGGAAGACAAUGUAGUUGACAAAAUGCCUGUCAUCAUCUUGUGUUUACCAUCAAGUGCCUUAAAUUUCACAUUUCAAUUGUUGCUGAGGUAUCGACUGGUGUUGCAUGCUAGAAACUUUUUAAAUUUGAGAUACAACAGUACAGUGGUGUACAUAGUGUCUGUGGUUUUUAGACAUAUUUAUAACAUUGUAACAUUACAAUUGUUUUGUACAUAGUCUUGUCAAGUUAACAUUUGUCUAAUUGCUUUUGUAUGUGAUAGAGUUUGUCUCUCACAGAUCAUGCAGCUGUGCCAAAGAAAUGAUAAUGCUUCCAUUUGCCAGAUUAUCAAGCUUCUUAAACUGUCUUAUUUCUGAGUGUUUUUGUGUUUUACUCUUAGUUAGAAUCUGUUUUUAUUGAAGGAAAAAAGAAAGGAACAACACGUGUUAAUUCGCUCAUGAAGUUUUUUUUCUUCUUAAUAGUACUUGAUAUGUCAAAAUAUAUUUUUUUGCAUUUCCUACUCAUUUUUUUUUGAAAAUGGUGCUUUUUUAUCUACAUUUAUUGAAAUGUAUAGCUUUUGUGUUAUGCCGUGUGUCAUGCAUUGUGAUUAAUUUGCAUUGUACAAACCCAAGUUUGCAUUUUUGUCAAUAUUCUUCUAAAUAAACAAUAUAAAAAUAA